Messenger RNA from Osmerus eperlanus (European smelt), 991 nucleotides. RefSeq names its product glutamate receptor, ionotropic, AMPA 1a (gene gria1a). The record is from RefSeq and is a predicted model, not a curated record. NCBI's taxonomy places the organism in Eukaryota, Metazoa, Chordata, Actinopteri, Osmeriformes, Osmeridae. The transcript has 6 exons. Bases 260 to 991 code for a protein of 243 amino acids.
AUCAGCAGCGCGCGAGGUAGAGGAGAGGAGAGCCGGAGAUAAAGAGAGAGAGGGAGAUACUAGAGAAAGAGACCGCGACUGAGACAAGUGUCUUUCUAAGAGCUUUCCCUCACAAAGAUAGUUGGUUUGUCACCAUUCAAUCAACGUUAUGCUGCUGUAAUAGGAGUGUAACGGACUGGAGGAGGGUGGUUUAACUCACCACGAAGAGAUCUAUGGUUGGAUUUCGGCUUUUCUUUUCUUCGCCAAUGCAAAAGGAAAUAUGCAGCGAAGCUUCACCCUCCUCUACACCAGUUUUCUGGGAAUUUGCUUGGGUUCAAGUUUUCCAAGUAACAUCAAUAUAGGGGGAUUAUUCCCAAUCGAAUCGCAUGAAUAUGAGGUGUUUCGGUUUGCCCUCACGCAUCACCAGGAUAUCCCUAAACUGGUUCCCCAGGUGGAUAUGGUCAAGCUGGGGAACAGCUUCUCCAUGACAUAUGCUUUCUGCUCCCAGUUCUCCGAAGGCGUGUACGCCAUCAUCGGCCUGUACGACCGGAAGACGGUCAACAUGCUGAUGUCGUUCUGCGGGGCGCUGCACGUGUGCUUCGUCACGCCCUCCUUCCCCAUCGAGACGGCCAACCAGUUUGUCAUCCAGCUGCGGCCCGAGCUGCAGGACGCCCUGGUGGGCGUGAUCGAGCACUACCGCUGGACCAAGUUCGUCUACAUGUACAGCUCCGACUCAGGUCUGUCCGUGCUGCAGAAGGUUCUGGACACGGCGGCCGAGAGGAGCUGGCUGGUGACCUCGGUCAACGUGGAGAGCAUGACGGAGGCCUCGUUCCUCAAGGUGUUCCAAGACCUGGACAAGAGGAAGGAGGGGCAGAUCAUCAUCGACUGUGAGACCGAGAGACUCACCAACAUCCUCAAAAAGAUUGUGGAACAUGGGAAGAAUGCUAAGAGCUACCACUACAUAUUGGCCAACCUGGGCUUCGUGGUCAUCUCCACCUACACGCUCAGCUAA